AUGAAACUUCCGUAUUCUAAGUGUUUUUAAGCGACCGAUUAACCCCCCAUUGAUAGCAACAUACAACAAUAAACCAGCUUAGACUAUAACCACACCGUCUAUUUUCUCACCGGCUCUGUCAUUUAGCAUAUAAUUUAUAUGAAAGAACGUGCAUAUUGGGGGUAAAGUUGUUCCCAAAAUUAGGACAUUUCACCCAGUUUUGACAGCAUACAGGAAGUUGAAAAGAAAUACUAUAUUUGAUAUAAACACGUUUCUAGCUGCUACUUAGAAGCAUUGCUAUACACAAUGAAAUAUUUUACAUUUAUUUUUUAUGAUUGGGCAAACCUACAUUUGUAAAAAAUGUCAAAAACAGUGGCCAGUAAACCGUGUUUCACUGAAGACCAAUUUCGGAGAGUAACAGUCUUGUAUGACUAUGAUUACACUGAUGACUUUAAUGAUGAAGUUCAUAUGAGGGCUGGUGAAACCUAUUACCUCCUUAAUACUGAAGGUAAAGAAUGGUGGCAUGUUUGUCGACCAGAUUCACCCGAGAGUCCUUUCUAUGUGCCGUCAACUUAUGUGGAGGUAUUAGGGGAAGUGAGUACUUCAGCCAGAGAUGGUUACUCACCAGUUUCCAGAAUAGCUUGUAAGGAAAAUAAUGGCGAUGUAGAUAGCAAAAGGUUAAGUAAUGCUAGUGGUGUCAGUGCUGCUACUUUAGAAAAAUCAUCAAAAAACAUGGAAUCUGAUAGUGAGGAUUAUGAAAAUGUUGUUAAGAAAGUAGAUCCUAGUUUGUAUGGUCAGGAAAAUGAUAAUCCCUCUUCAUUUAAAGUGAACGAUGUAGGUAAUACAAAUACAGCAAAUAGACCAACAAAUUUAAACAUGGUUGAAGAAGACACUUAUGUGAACCUGGCUGAUUAUAGAGAACAGGCCGGAAUAACUCCCUCAGAAGGUUUGGUCACACAAGCUGAUCCAUCAAAGAAUCAGAUGAAAUGGGUUAAAUUAUUCUUUCACAGAAAGACUCCAUCUGACGGAGAUUAUGCUAACCUUGAAGAGAUGCAGAAAGAAAUCAGGGAAAGGCAGCAGACUAGGCCAAGCUCCCCAACCAUUGAACAUGGUCAAUUUAAGAAAAAAUUGCGCAAACCGUGGGAAAUGUACACUGAAAACUGGACAGGCCGCCCAUUUUAUUAUAAUACAGAGACUAAGGUAUGCCAGUUGCAUCCACCACCAGGAAAAUUGCAUGCUGAGGAAAGGAAAAAGCGUAAUGCGUCAUCUGGGGAAUAUGAAGAGGUCAUGUUCAUGGAGAGACAGCCAAGGAUAACCUACAACAUAGCAAAUCGGAAAAGUCGAUCACUCGAUUUCGGUCGACCCCAGUUUAUAAUUGAUGGAGAUAUCCCACCUGGUUAUACGUACGAGAUUAACACAAGUGGUCAGGAAGUGUUUGUCGAUACGGAGACCAAUCAUGAGUGGUUUAGAACUAAAGAUACACUUGGUAGAAACUAUUUCUACCGAGUCUCAGCAGAUAUUGCCCAUACUUCUUGGCAACUUCCAAUGCGUGAAGGACAAAGCCCGUCGACCAGCACGUCGCCAGAUUCCCCGAAUGGCUCGACAGGUUUUUUUCUGGCACCGACACCAGAAAACCAAUCUGCUCAAUUACAACAGUCAUUACCCCGCCCAAAUCAGCAAGUAGUGCAGCGACCCGGUAGCUCAGGAUCGAGAAAGAUAGACUCGCGGGCUCAAUCCAUGUACAUAGAUGUAAACGGACCGGCAACGGUAAUAUAUCCCGGCCCGCCUCCGCCUAAAUCGGCAACUUUGCCAAAAAGUUUUGCAUCUUCACAAGACGUUCAAUCGAUUCGAUUACAAUCGGAAGGUGGAAGCGCCUCCAACGAAUCCCUCAACUCUAACUGCCACCUAUCUGUAAAUAUUAAUGAACCCAUUGAAGGAAAUCUCAACAAAUGUAGACUUCUAAACGGUGGAAAAAAAAACUCAAAAAAAUGGUCCAUGAACUUUGCCAAACUCGAUGGUUCGAAUCUUGUGUUCUACGUGCGGAAGAAAGAUGCUCAGCCAACAAAGGACUCCCCGCACGGAAAACCUGAGACGAUAGUACCUUUGAUAGAGUGCCAAAUAACGAAGGAAUCAACAGACUAUACCAGCAAGAAAAAUACGUUUGUGCUGACAACAUCAGACUCGAUGCUGCUACUUCAGGCUGACAAUGAGACAGUUAUGCAGGAAUGGUUCCUGAAGAUACACACACGGAUAGCAGAACUGGGAGGAACGCCGGACAUGCCUAGUACAGGUCAGACGUUUGCUGAUCAGGCUGAAAGCAUGAAAGCUAAACCCACUCUCAAACAUUCUAUUUCAACCCCUUCUCUCAAUUCAAGUUCGAUGGACCGUAAAGGAAAGAUCAAGAAUGCCUUGGACCGUUUCUUGAAUAACCGCUCAGAUAAGAGGACAUUAGAAACAAAGGGUAUUAUAAAAGAUGCCAUAUUUGGAGGUGAUAUCAAGCAGAUCUGUUCCAAGGAAAAGUCCAAAGUGCCAAUAUUUGUUGUCAAAUGUAUCGAUGCAAUAGAAAAAAGAGGCCUGAACCAUGAAGGUAUUUACCGGAUAGCAGGCAGCAUGUCGCAGAUCCAGAAAUUGCGGUGUAUGGUCGAUCAAGGAGAACGAUACGACCUUGAAGAUGAGAAGUGGGACGUUCACAUGCUGUGUGGAACCCUUAAACUCUUCUUCAGGGAACUCAAGGACCCACUGUUCACAUAUGCACUUUUCGAAAAGUUCUUGAAAAGUUUCUUGACAGAGAAAGCGAGUGAUAGAUUGAAGCUCAUUAAAUCCACCAUGGAAGAAAUGCAUUCCAAACACUAUGAGACGGUCAAAGUUCUCUUUAAACACCUCUGCAAUGUCAUGGAUCUACAACGUGAAAACAAGAUGGCUGCACAUCAGUUGGCGAUCGUCUUUGGUCCAACGUUGAUCUGGCCCGAGACAUCGACAAUGAACCUAGCCACAAGCAUGGUUUACCAGAGCCAGAUCGUGGAAUUUGUCUUGCUGGAGUAUAAGAACAUCUUCAGAUGAGAGUGCUGUUUUAAGAGUUAUAUCAUUUUAUCAAAUAUUGAUAAUUCUGUACAAUGAAGUUCAAUGAUGGCUUACAUUCAGAGAACUUGGCAUUCCUAGCAUUAAUAGCUGUUUGUCUAGUUAAAAGGAUAUUUGUAUGUACCUCCUUCAGAUGUGAGCAUUAUUCACCUAUCAAUGUUUGCCCCUCUAGGCGAAGGGGCUUAGUACAGGGGAUGUAUAUAUACAACCCAGUGGCAUAGCUGCCGUUACGCUGUAUUUUGUCACCUUGUUGCAAGAAGUCAAUAAUUGCCACUCAAAUGCACUGCACUUAUGGUCUUCUUGCACCAACGUGAAAAUUUUGUUGUUCAAAUCCCCCACCUUGAGUGGGGAAAUUUGUUGAAAUUUGGGGUCAGGGAUGUUUCACACAUCGAAAUCCUUUGAAAAAGCUUUGGCUAAAUCUAUAUACUGAGUGGCAUUUUUGCUUGGCUUGUCUGAAGUACUUUAUUUGCCUGCCAGCCCUGAUGGGGGGAAAAACAUUGAUGGACGCAUUAUCCUAGUAAAAGAAGUAUUUGUUAUUUUACUAUCUAAUAUAAGAUGAUUGGCAAUUUCAAUGAUCUAUUGUUAGUGGUAACCUUCAAUCUUAAAACAUUAUUACCUGGUCUUGUUAAAUUAGAUUGAGAUUAUGUUCAGAUUUUUUCCUGUUUUCAUCCUCUUAUGAUUUGCUAAGCAUGCUUUCGAGUAAGCAUAGAUAAUAUUUCCUAGACAAAGCUGCAAUUUGCCUAUCUAUGAGGGUCGCUGAAUAUAGCCCUUUUUUCUUUGUCUCUUGUAAUGGUAACAGACAUGAUAACAGACAUGAACACUCAUGGUCCAUAUCAGUUAUCAGUUUUCCUCACAAUAUGUUUUAUUAACUGAACUGUAUUGGUAUAAUCUCUGUAUAACAAUUGGAAUAACACAUAGCAGUAACUUUGUAUUUAUUGAUAGUGCAAAUCAGAUACUUCCAGUAAACGUGGUGCUAAAACAAAGAAAUACAAACAUAUGAUAAAUAUGGAGUUACUUGUACCCCUGCAGAAAUUAUGUUCAUUCAAGCUUCAUUAUUUAUACAGAAAUAGGAAUAUGUUCAAAGUAAUGCACCAGUCAAUUGUAAACACAGCUUCCCAAGUCCGGGGUCAGUAGCGAGUCAAAAGCCCCUGCACCCGAGGGGCAUCCUAUGUUAGGCUCAUUCCCCGCUGUUUUUGGUGUGAAAACAAAACCACCACAGUAUCUAGACACUGCAGGGCGAACUGGAAGGUAAAAGCACGGCCCAUUUCCCCGGCUACCCCCCAGUAUACCCCCGGACCUGGGGCCGUGGUUACAAUUGACUGGUGCAUAAAUAUAUACUGCAAGUGUUUGUUUUGUUUUCAUAAUAUCAUUGUUAUACUAUCGUCAUGAUUUCAGCCAUUUUGUUAUUUUGUUAAUCUUAUAAUGUAUUUAAGUCGAUGUUUUCAAUCCUAUUAUUUACAUCAACAUACUUUGUAAUGUGAGUGGUUUAGGCUGCCUUGAUAGAAUUCCUUACAAAUUUGUACAUUCCAUUAAACAAAUUAUAAUACCAUUUUAGCAAUUGCUAGUUUUAAGAUAUAUAUUUUAACAUGAAUAUCAAUCAUUGCAACAUUGUAUGUCAUACUAUUAUAUACAUAAUAUAUUGAAGCGGAUUAAAGGGACUGGACACCAGAUGAUACAAUUGCAAGAAAAGAAGAAAAUAGUCAAAAACGUAAAAUUAAUAUUGUUGUGUACAACGCAUUGAAUUGUACUUACUGAUUCACAUCGCUUGAUCAGUACUUGAUAAUGAUAAUGGUGGUAUGCUUUGAACAGUAAUAGCUUUCAAUGGCUAAAAAUAAUUUAAAGGUACUGUUAAGUGUUGCAGUUUUUAUUAUUGGUCUUUAAUACAACGGAAGUCAACUGUGACUUAUACAGCAAUAUUUCAAGUCCCAAAAAGCGUGCGUGUUUUAAUAUUUGUUUGGUAUAAUAUUAUCAUAUACGCAUAAAACACUUUCUAAUUAUCGAUGAUUCAAUAUUCGCCUUAUUCUACAUCGGACACGUUUAUAUUAUCUAUACAAUGAUUUUCUGAGAAGUGGCAUUUCUUUGUACAAAAAGAAGUAUAAGACCUUUUCCUAUCCAUUUAUAUAUAUAAACACAAAAAAAUAUACAACCUCACAUGGGCAUUCAAGGGCAAAUCAAAUAGGAUAAAACCCAUGUGAUGUCGUUUAUUUUUUAUGAAUAAUUGUCUUGAACCAGCACACCUUCACAUUUUGACACAUGUAUGUUACAUAUAAUUGAAUAUACCCUAUUAAUCACGCAUUCAGUAUUCACUCUGACACUAGAGUAUUGUUCCUUUAAUUUGUGCUUAUCUUUCUAAGUGUUCAUCACAAAUUCUGUGCUUCAUAUAGUUUAAUCUUUACUGUAGAAAUCGAUGUUGGUGUCAAAUAUGAGCUGAGCAAACAUUGCAGUUGUACUGCUAAUUGAACAUACUAUUGUUUAUAUAUGUAUAGACAUAUACUUAAUUAUUGUUUACAAGACCAUGGAUUUUUGAUAACUUAGUGCUAAAAAUAUUAAAUGUCUGUUCCAUGUAUGAGUCAAAAGGUUCUUGGGGCCACUUUUUUGAUGUCUUUUUAAAAGUAUUAUUUGAUAUAACUCAGAAUAUUCAAAUUAUGGACUGGUAAUUAAUGCAUAUUUUCGGCAAAGUUUUGAAAAAUUAUCUUUAACGAAAAUUCUAGCUCAAUUUAAAUAAAUACAGUCAAACCCCAUUGGCUCAAACUUGCUUGGCUCAAUUUCCUCAUUGGCUCAAAUUGUUUGUAAAGGACUGACUGCUUUACUCAUUGUUAGCAUUACCGCUUGGCUCGAAUUUUCCGAGGCUUGAUGUAUUUUCGUCGGUCCCUGGGAGUUUGAGUCUACAGGGUUCGACUGUAGUUAAAAACUUAAGUAUAAAGCCAAUCAGAAUUGCAAAUUGUGAGCAUGUGUAUGAUUGUGUGAUUGUGUGAAAUAACCUGUGCUGCAAGGUGUCUUUUUGUUUGUCAUUGUCAGCAUCCACAUGCAAUUUCUGUUAACACUGCACAAGUACAUGAUAUCAAGAGCAACUAAGAGCACGGACUGUUAUACAAUACAGCUGUUAACAUUACACAAUUACAUGAUAUAAGAGCAACUAAGAGCACGGACUGUUAUACAAUACAGCUGUUAACAUUACACAAUUACAUGAUAUAAGAGCAACUAAGAGCACGGACUGUUAUACAAUACAGCUGUUAACAUUACACAAUUACAUGAUGCAAGAGCAACUAAGAGCACGGACUGUUAUACAAUACAGCUGUUAACAUUACACAAUUACAUGAUACAAGAGCAACUAAGAGCACGGACUGUUAUACAAUACAGCUGUUAACAUUACACAAGUACAUGAUACAAGAGCAACUAAGAGCACGGACUGUUAUACAAUACAGCUGUUAACAUUACACAAUUACAUGAUAUAAGAGCAACUAAGAGCACGGACUGUUAUACAAUACAGCUGUUAACAUUACACAAUUACAUGAUAUUAGAGCAACUAAGAGCACGGACUGUUAUACAAUACAGCUGUUAACAUUACACAAUUACAUGAUAUAAGAGCAACUAAGAGCACGGACUGUUAUACAAUACAGCUGUUAACAUUACACAAUUACAUGAUAUUAGAGCAACUAAGAGCACAGACUGUUAUACAAUACAGCUGUUAACAUUACACAAUUACAUGAUAUAAGAGCAACUAAGAGCACGGACUGUUAUACAAUACAGCUGUUAACACUACACAAUUACAUGAUAUAAGAGCAACUAAGAGCACGGACUGUUAUACAAUACAGCUGUUAACAUUACACAAUUACAUGAUAUUAGAGCAACUAAGAGCACGGACUGUUAUACAAUACAGCUGUUAACAUUACACAAUUACAUGAUAUAAGAGCAACUAAGAGCACGGACUGUUAUACAAUUCAGCUGUUAACACUACACAGGUACAUGAUAUUAAGAGCAACUAAGAGCACAGAUUGUUAUACAACUUCACAAUUACAUGAUAUUAGAGCAACUAAGAGCAUGGAAUAUUAUUCGAUUAUGCUUAAAGGGACUCGCUCGUGGUUUGUAAAAUGCAUUAUUCUAAUUACGAAAUAAAGUUUUGCAAAUCAUUAGGAGUGUCAGACUAAGAUACUGACAGCUGGAACCUUUCAGAAAAUAAAAUUGCUCAAAUAUCGUCUUUGAAGGCCACAAUUUUCAAUACCAUUAAUAAUGGACUUCAGAAAUUUAUUGUAGCUUGAUUGGUUGAUUGACACUAUCAUGUGAUAUUACCAAUGUAUUGAUAAAAGUUCAAAAUAUCCGUCCUUCUUGUAUAAGUCCUUAUGGCCUAGUGUUUAUGGGGCCAGUUUUCUAUUUUUUCCUGACUUGAUGGGCACAGGUUCGCACUGCACUUAAACCAAAACAUAUAUUGUAUACCUUUAGUGUAUUUUUUCCCACAAUUUUGAUGUCAUAGAAUGAAUUAACGAUACAAUAAGUGUUUUCAGAUGCAUUACGAGGAAAACUUAUUUUUGGUCUAAAAACAUGAUCGAGUCCUUUUAAUAGGGUGAAGUACCAUGCAAUUGUUUUGCAGUUGUGAUACAAUGUUUUUAUGUAUUUCAGUCUUAUAUCUGUUUCUGUUUUAUUAAACAUUGAAAAUAAGACAACUGUAUGCAUUUUUCAAAUUUGUGGACGUUUCACACAAACUUCAAGACAAUUUUCAACAUAAUUAUUCCACAUUUUCAGCUUGUCUGGUUUUUGGAAAGAUAAUUGCGAUAAUGUUAGCAUUGAUUGUCUUUGGCACAAUGUAUUCAAAAAGGACUCGAUGGUAAUUUUAAAAAUUGUUGCUAGAGAGAAAAUACACACACAUAUAUAUAUAUAUAUAUAUAUAUAUAUACAUAUAGUAAGGCACAUAUAUCCAACUUGAAUUAUUGUCGACUUAUGACUCUAUUUCGACAACAAGACUUGUGUAGGCAUUCUUUUCGCUGUGGUCUUUUUAAAAAAGAAAAGAAACACAACUUGCACAUAUCAUGAGAAAUUAAACAUUCCAAAUUAUCUAGAUAUCUCUUUAAAAUACUAUUUUUGUAAACCGUACAUCUUUAAUCACUAAACUCAUUUUGCACAUAUCACUCAAAUGCAAUGUACUUUCCUUUUCGUAUCCCAGAUCAGAGCUUCAUAAAACAUCAGAGGUCAGUUUCUGACUGAAGUCAUUAUUGUAAUAUUUUCUUUGGUUGUCAUGUCACAUAAUUUCAUGGUAUUUUUGUUCAGAUACCGGUACUAUGUUUUCAUUUACUUUUUCAAAUACACACUUUUAUAGUAAAUCAAGAACAAAGUAUUCAAAUCAAUUAAUUUGAUGAUAGAUUUAAAUAAAAUUGUUAAGAAAUGGCUAAAAUUACCUUUUGUUUUUUUGUGUUAAACACGUUUUAAUAUUUUAAUGUAAUUAUGUACUGUAACUCAACUACUGAGAAAUUCUUCUAUCAUUAUUAUAAUCUAUUUAAUCAAUUUAUUUUGUGACCAUGGAGACUAUUAAUUUUAAAAACAGACCGUUAGAUGCAAGGAUAAAUAACAUGAGUGCUUUGAUAAAUUAUCAUUAAAAUAAAAUUUAUUUUUAUAAAUUAGCCAAAUUUGAUUCCUUUCAUGAGUAUGAAUGCUUAUGUUACAACAGUGCUGAUUUGGUUACUCUAAGUCUGUGCUAUUUACAGUGACGUAAAGUUUGAAUGAAUUGUUAUUCCAUAAUAUAUUGGUAUCAUUACACUGGGUUAUUUGUGUAGCGAAAUAUCAUGUUAAACAAAUACGCAAAAAUAUUACAUACACAUUUUUGGGCAUUGAAAGCUUGAUCAUUACAUAUCAAAUGUCAGUUGAAAUAAAGAAUUAAUAUACAAACUGUCAUAACUUAAACAUCGAAGUAAUUUCCAUAAUUUAUUUUCGACAAUUAAUAAUCAGUUUACAGUAACCCUUGCAAAUGAUAACAAACUCUUAGUGAGUCACAUAGCAUAAAAUAAUUAACAUUAUCUCCAAUGUACAAUAUACCUUAAUAAGGUUUUAUGGAUGAAUUUAUAUCAACAACUGCCGUGAAGACACACAUGAUUAAGUGUUUGCCUGUAUAUAACAUCACUUGUUGGAAAAGAGUGCAUUGUAUUGAUGAUGCUUAGAUUAUAAUAUUAUCCAUGAUUUCUUGCCAACUGCAAUGCUUCUACCCAAGAUAUUUCAAUGGAUUAUACCUCCAAGUUUAUUUAUUCCAGAAAAUUGUUGGGUGUCUUUAAAUUUGUAAAAAAAAAUAAAGGAUGAGUAUGAAUUUUGUGCAGUAUCUGUAUAAUGUAUGAACUGUGUUCACUGUCCAUGAACAUUAUAUUCCUUGUGUAUUGUGUCCAUGUAAAGUGUAUGGAUUGUGUACAGUGUCCUUCUAAAGUGAAUGGAAUGUGUACAGUGUCCAUGUACAUUGAAUGAAACGUGUACAGUAUGUAUUGUGUAUGCAUGGAGUACAGUGUCAAUGUACUUGUAUGCACUUUGUACAGUUUAUGGAUUGUUAAAAGUGCCCGUGAACAGUUUAUGGAUUGUGUACAUGGUCCAUAUACAUAUGUAGAGUGUCCAUAUACAGUUAAUGGAUUGUGUACAGUGUCCAUGUACAGCUAAUGGAUUGUGUACAGUGUCCAUGUACAGCUAAUGGAUUGUGUACAGUGUCCAUGGACAGUUAAUGGAUUGUGUACAGUGUCCAUGGACAGUUAAUGAAUUGUGUACAGUGUACAUGCACAGUUAAUGGAUUUUGUACAUUGAACCAUGGUUCUUUUCUUAGAAAUAUGGCCAAUAUAUUGUCAAUUCAUUUGCAUAGAAAAAUGAUGCAAACUUCGUCAAAUUGCCCAAUAUGAUGUUGUCGUUAUAAUAGUAUAGAGAAGUAUUUCUGUAUUCUUGUUAUAAUUUGUUACAGUAACUGAAUUAUCAUGCUGUAUUAUUUUUUCUAUAUUUUGACACCACUUACUACAAUGUGUUAUAUUGUUAUUACUGUUUGUACAUUUUGUUUCUUGUUAUGACACAAAUACAUGAAUAUCUCAUCUUUUCAUAGCCAAAUAUUAUAUGUGAGAGUAUAAAAUCAUUACUAUUAUUAACAUGAUAAAUAAAGUAUUUGUUGAAACAUUA
Molecule: messenger RNA, 10185 nt
Organism: Mya arenaria
Lineage: Eukaryota; Metazoa; Mollusca; Bivalvia; Myida; Myidae
Product: rho GTPase-activating protein 12-like
Exons: 17
Coding region: 340-3039 (899 amino acids)
Biological process (GO): regulation of GTPase activity; signal transduction
Cellular component (GO): cytoplasm
Molecular function (GO): protein binding
Source: RefSeq, a predicted model, not a curated record